AUGGGAUUCAAGCACAAAUUCUCCACUCAUGUGACUUGGCAGCUAACAAGACUACCAGGGACUCAAUGCACUUGGAGCAGGGGUAUCUGGUUCUCUCAGGCAAAUCCCAAAUUUGCUUUCAUGGCUUGGUUAGCGCUGCGGGAUAGGCUUUCCACCAUGGAUCGAGUUUCGAACUGGAGUCAAGGGGUGGACACGGCCUGUGUACUUUGCAAAAAUGCUACUGAAACAAAGAAGCACAUUUUCUUUGAGUUCAGCUUCUCCUCACAUAUUUGGAAAACUAUCACCAAAGGAAUACUGCUCAACACUUACUCUACUAGUUGGGAUGACAUUAUCAGGCAGAUCACAAACCAGUCUAUGGAGAAGAAGAAGAGGUUUGCUCUUCGCUAUGCUUUUCAGACUGCCUUGUACAUGAUCUGGACAGAACGCAACAAGAGGCGUCAUGGUGAACAGCCUCUCCCAUUACUGGUCUUGGCAAAGCUGAUAGAUAAAGCUAUCAGGAACAAGCUCAGUUUGGUGCAGUCCAAAGGAGUAAGGGGGUUGGAAGGUAUGCUGCAGUACUGGUUUGUCACAAGGACGUAA
Messenger RNA from Brassica rapa (field mustard), 579 nucleotides. RefSeq lists its product as uncharacterized. Lineage: Eukaryota; Viridiplantae; Streptophyta; Magnoliopsida; Brassicales; Brassicaceae. The record is from RefSeq and is a predicted model, not a curated record.